CCUUGUGCUUCGGGCUUUUAGAAUCAUGAAAAAUGUACAAGUAAAGGGUUGUGGCAUUUUCUUGUGUGGUUACAGAGAGCCACUGAAGCCCGGCAUGUGGCAGGUUGUCCCUGGGAGGAUGCUGUCUAAAUCUUUGUCAGUGAUGCCUAUCUUUUGUUGGAGCCCCCAGGAUGUUGGAGGUGCCAGAGCUGUAGGAAGUCUGUCAGGAAAAGCUGCAAACAGGGAGUGGAACCAGCCAUUAAAGCCAUUUGAUACCAGUCAUGGAACUACAUGUUUGGACUCUUAGGAAAGAUAAAGCAUUACCUCUCCAAGAGGCCACUGCCAUCUCCAGAUGACCGGAAGAAGUUUGAUCAGGAGUUUGCCUUCUCCACUUCCUUUCACGGGAUCCACAACAUUGCCCAGAACCGGAGCAGGGUUCGCAAGGUGAUCUGGCUGUCCGUGGUGCUGGGCUCUGUCUCACUCGUGGUAUGGCAAAUCUACAGUCGCUUGGUCAACUUCUUCACGUGGCCCACCACAACGUCUGUGGAGGUGCAGUAUGUGGAAAAAAUCGAGUUCCCGGCUGUGACAUUCUGCAACUUGAAUAGAUUCCAAGCAGAGGCUGUAUCAAAAUUUGGCAUCAUUUUCUUCUUAUGGGAUGUAGUUUCCAAAGUCCUCCGCCUUCAGGAAGUUAGUGCCAACAUCACUCACUCUCCAGAGACCUUAGAUUUUGUUACAAUUCACCAAAACUUCAGCAUUACAGAAUUUGUCAAGAACAAUGGUUUUUAUCUCAAUCAGGACACUUUGCUGGACUGUAAAUUUUUUGGAAAACCAUGUGGUCCAAAGGAUUUCAAACACGUCUUUACUGAAUACGGAAAUUGCUUUACAUUUAACCACGGUGAGAAUUUCCAAAGCAAGAAUAAAGUGAGCUUGUCGGGAAGAGGCUUAAAGCUGCUCUUCAAUGUCCAUCAGGAGGAAUUUACUGAUAACCCCUUGCCUGGUUUUGCUGAUGCCGGGAUCAUCUUUGUCAUUCACUCGCCAAAGAAGGAGCCACAGUUUGACGGCUUAGGCCUGUCUUCUCCCGUGGGCAUGCACUCACGGGUGACCAUCCGCCAACUGAAGACGGUCCACCAGGAAUACCCGUGGGGAGAGUGCAAGCCGGACAUCAAGCUGAAGAGCUUUAACACCUACAACACCUACAGCUGUCUGAAGGAGUGCAAAGCCCAGCACAUACAGAGGCUGUGCGGAUGCUUGCCCUUUCUGCUUCCAGGAAACGGUGUCGAGUGCAAUCUACUAAAACACUACAACUGUGUAUCUCCUAUCAUUGACCACAUUGAGCUCAAGGGGCUGUGCACCAUGGGAACACACAACUCUAGCUGCCCCGUGUCAUGCGAAGAAACAGAAUACCCAGCUACUGUUUCCUAUUCUACUUUCCCAAGCCAGAGAGCAUUAAAGUUUCUUGCAAAGAAAUUGAAUCAAAGCCAAGAAUAUCUCAGUGAGAAUCUUGUGAACAUUGAAAUAAACUAUAGUGACUUAAACUAUAAGAUAACACAGCAACAGAAGGCAGUGAGCGUCCCUGAGUUACUCGCUGAUGUUGGUGGUCAGCUGGGCCUAUUUUGUGGAGCUAGUCUGAUUACAAUUAUAGAAAUUAUUGAAUAUGUAUUGACCAAUUUCUACUGGAUAUUCAUUUUCCUUUUGCUGAAAAUACUUGAAAUGAUCCAGAGGUCUUCUCCACCUCAGGCAGUAUAGAAGAAUGUUAAUAUUAUGUUAGAACAAAGUAUUGUUUUUUCUUUUCAUAAUACAUAUAAUUAUAAUGGCUCAUUCAUUGUUAUGGACUUUAUGUCAUAGUUUGGAAGGUCUAAUCAUUGAAGAUUCCUAUUUCUGUAUACAUCCUUCUCUACCUGUAUUGUUUAAUAUAGUCUGUAUUUGUCUAAUUCUAUUGUAAACUGGGCAUGGAAAAUAGUAACAAUUACAUAAUAGGCAUCCUUUACCUUUAUAUAAUAAUGAAUGGAAAAAUAUAUUUUAUAACCAGAUAUGGUAAUCACAUCUAUUGAACUGUACAUGGUUGUGAGGAUUAUUUUAAAUGUCAACCUGCCACAACCUAGAAUCGCCCACAAAUAGUCCUGUUGAAGAAUGAUAUAGUCUGGGUUGGCCCGUGGACAUAUCUGCUGUUGACUGAAGCAGCUCAGUAUAGGCAGCAUCAUUCCCUAGGCUGGGCCUGAACUUAAAGACUAAAGGAAGCUACUGAAGGCAACAAGCAGUCAAGCAUCUAUCCCUUCUCUGCUCUUCACUGUGGAUGUCAAGUUUGAAGUUCCUGCCUUGACUCUCACUCAGGGAUGGACUGUGAUCUGGAAUUCUAAGUCAAAGAAAUCCUUUCUUCCUUGGUUGCUUUUUGUGAGGGUAUUUUUAUCAUAACAUCAAAAUCAAAGCUAGAACAAUGGAUCAUUAAGACAAUUGUUCAUUUAGGAACUAGUGUACAUAAUUUAUGCUUUCUAAACUUUCUCGGAAUACUUUUUAUUAAAUCAGCAUUUUUGUUCCUUCUGCAUAGUUUUAUUAUAACUGACUAGGGAACGCGGGAAUCUGUUUCUUGUACAGGUGAUUCCAUUUUCAAUUACAUUGAUGUUAUGAAUCCAAAUCUGUGGUAAAGAGGGCUCUAGUGUUUCUUCAUUCCCUUCUAGUAACUCUUAUGCACUUAAUCUAGACAAAAAUCCAACGGUUCCAUUUGUUAUGCUUUAGGUGAUCAACCACUUUCAGUCUCGGAAUGCUCAUUCAAUAGAGAAUCACUCAAAAGCCUUCUUUAAUACACAGAACGAUAAUCAAGUCAAAACUCUAAUUCCCGAGCUGAGCGUGCAGUUUGUGAUUAGGUUUGUGUGAGGACCUAGUUUCAGUCUGCAGCAAAAAACAAUAUCGAUCUAAUUCCCAGUUCUCUCUAGGUCAUAUUGUUUGGUUACAUUUUCUUCCUGGCUGCUUGGCUGCAUGGUAUCGCCACUCUUUGUGGCUCAGGUAGUUAGAGAGAAAUGGCCUGACAAUCAUCACAGACUGACGUGAAAGACACUUUCAGAAUGAAUAUUAUCAACUGUUUACACUGGUGCCCAGAAUCCGGAUAAUUCCUGUCAUUUAAAUGAGUGCUAUCUGUUUGGGAAUUGGUGGUGAGAAACUAAAAUCUGUGCUUUAAAAAUAAAAGUUAAUUUAAAUGU
This is a messenger RNA of Arvicola amphibius (Eurasian water vole), 3173 nucleotides long. It is a transcript of the gene Asic5, whose product is annotated as acid sensing ion channel subunit family member 5. The record is from RefSeq and is a predicted model, not a curated record. The transcript is spliced from 10 exons. Bases 271 to 1725 code for a protein of 484 amino acids. Gene Ontology annotation, cellular component: membrane. NCBI's taxonomy places the organism in Eukaryota, Metazoa, Chordata, Mammalia, Rodentia, Cricetidae. Gene Ontology annotation, molecular function: ligand-gated sodium channel activity. Gene Ontology annotation, biological process: sodium ion transmembrane transport.